Molecule: messenger RNA, 1763 nt
Organism: Aspergillus pseudonomiae
Lineage: Eukaryota; Fungi; Ascomycota; Eurotiomycetes; Eurotiales; Aspergillaceae
Product: putative MFS transporter
Exons: 4
Coding region: 76-1482 (468 amino acids)
Biological process (GO): transmembrane transport
Cellular component (GO): fungal-type vacuole membrane
Molecular function (GO): transmembrane transporter activity
Source: RefSeq, a predicted model, not a curated record
UUUUACCGUCUUUUACGUACGUGCGUGAAAGAGUGUGUGAGAGAGAGAGAGCAUCAUCGUCAAAUCUCCUCCACCAUGUCCAGAGAUUCGUCCCAAAAUCGGGUUCGACUACCCACAAAAAUCCUCCAUGAAUUGGGACUGCUCUCCCUCUGGAAAUCCUCGCUAGAUGUGAAAUUGCUUUGCGCCCAGCGAUUUGUUCGGUUGUUUGCUUAUGGUGGCUCCACGCUCAUCUUAGCCUCGUACCUAUCCUCGUUAAACAUAUCCGAUGCCCAAAUUGGUCUCUUCAUGACAUUAACUCUGGUCGGCGAUGUGGUCAUUAGCUUCUUCCUGACCCUUUUCGCAGAUGCGAUGGGCCGCAAAGCUGUUCUGCUGCUAGGCUCAGCUUUGAUGGUAGGCAGUGGUGUCAUUUUCGCUGUAUUCGACAAUUUCUGGAUUCUUCUGGCAGCAGCAGUUCUCGGGGUGAUCAGCCCAAGUGGAAAUGAAAUUGGGCCCUUCCGAGCCGUUGAAGAGUCCACCCUGGCUCAUCUUACGCCUCACGAAUCCCUGAGCGAUAUAUUCGCCUGGUAUUCUCUGAUCGGCACCGCAGGCACGGCCCUGGGCAUGAUGGCCUGCGGGUGGGCCAUCAAUCUCUUACAGGUUAAAAGGGGGUGGCAAUUCAUUGCUGCUUGUCAGGUAAUCUUUUUUGCGUACGCAGCUAUUGGUGCUCUCAAAUGCAUUCUCGCUGCUGCCUUGAGUCACCACGUGGAGGCAGAGAAACAAAAACCUGCUGAGCGACAAGAUCAGCAAGGCGAGAACGGUGAGACCCAGCCUCUCCUGGGCGAGAGGACCCGCGGCGAACAGCCUCCAAAGAAGACAAGCUUCUUUUCUUUCCUGGGUGACAGGGAUCUCGUGGCAUUGGUCGUCAGACUCUUCAUUCUAUUUGCUCUCGACUCAUUCGCAUCGGGCUUGGCAACUUUGUCGUGGAUGACAUAUUUCUUCAAACGCAAAUUCUCCCUGCCGGAGGGUGAGCUCGGUUCCAUCUUCUUUACUACAAGCAUUAUCUCCGCUGCGUCGAUGUUGGUCGCCUCUUCCAUUGCCAAGCGCAUUGGCAAUGUCAAGACGAUGGUCUUCACCCAUCUCCCUUCAGCCAUCUGUCUGGCUCUUAUUCCGGUUCCGAACAUAUUACCUCUAGCCCUGACCUUCUUGGUGCUCCGGGCCUGUACCCAGAACAUGGAUGUGGCACCGCGCUCGGCUUUCCUCGCUGCGGCGCUUCCCUCGGACAAGCGCACCGCCAUCAUGGGUGCCGUUAAUGUGGUCAAGACAGGCAGUCAGAGUCUAGGGCCACUUAUCACUGGGGUGCUCUCGAAUCAUGGUCUGUUUGGUCUUUCCUUUACCCUUGCGGGUAUUUUGAAGGCCGUCUACGAUAUCGGCAUGCUACUCAGUUUUGCCGGGACGGAGCCAGUCCGUCGCCCAAGAUCUGCUCCAGAUAGCGAAAGUGCUUGAGUCGCACUUGAGCUGAAGGCCUCGCAUUGGUGGGUGUGUCGAUGCGACUAUGCAUUUUGAUGAGUGCGACAGCUUAUGUCCGCAGUAAAAGGCAGCAGAAGACGGAGGUAUAGUUGGGAAAGUGCAUUGUAUUGAUUUUUGUCCUUCACAUUCAGGCCAGCAUUAUCGCAGCAAGCCCAGAAAGAUGACUGUAUCUAGGUUACUAAUGUUUUGCUAGAAAAGUUCUCCCAACAGACCCCAAUUACAAUCUCUCAAUGAAGGUGACCUUCUGAAUCAGCCGU